Xylaria bambusicola is the source of this 2668-nucleotide messenger RNA. RefSeq names its product P-loop containing nucleoside triphosphate hydrolase protein. NCBI's taxonomy places the organism in Eukaryota, Fungi, Ascomycota, Sordariomycetes, Xylariales, Xylariaceae. The coding region runs from base 1 to 2634 and encodes 877 amino acids. The transcript is spliced from 9 exons. Gene Ontology annotation, molecular function: ATP-dependent chromatin remodeler activity; ATP binding. The record is from RefSeq and is a predicted model, not a curated record.
AUGGAUUCUAUCACGGCAUCUAUAGCCUAUGAUGAUAAUCCGUUCUCAAACCGGCAGAGAAAAUCAGUCAAGGAUAAACACCAGGAAAAGGGAACACCAUGUUCUUAUUUGACUGCAAACAACACUAGCAGUAGUGCAAAUAAAUCGUCUUCGAAGGUGUCCAAAGAAGUCAAGAAUUUCUCUAAGCUUAGCAGCAGAGUAGCAGAUGCCACCUCUGAGAAUAGUAAUAAGGGAAAGAGAAGAAGCUCUAACUGUUCGAUGGAAGCAACACCCAAGAAGAAGCAGAAAAUACGCUUAACAAAGGUUGCUCGCCGAAAGAUCGAGAUCAAGAACCAAAUAGUGAACAUGGGCGUUUGGAGGCCAAGAGAGACAGACACAGAAUCCGAGGCACUCGCGUACACCCCAGAGAAGUAUAAGCGAGAGGAAAGGGAGUUUGCAGAAGCCAAGGAGCUACUUGGAAACAAAUAUAAAAGUCACACAGAGAAAGAAGAGUGUGGUAAUGAACUAGGGUUCAUUGAAGGGAUGGUAACUCAAUUACGCGACUACCAGACUGUUGGUGCCGCAUUCAUGUUGCGCCAGGAACGAUCACAAAAAACCUGUCGUGGUGGGAUUAUUGCCGAUGAUAUGGGCCUAGGAAAGACCGUCCAGUCUAUUGCUUGCCUUCUUCUUAACCCCCCACCCAGCAAGGCAAUCCAGAGCAGACGCAGUGCGACUCUAAUCAUAGUCCCCAAUAAAGGACUCCUGAAACAAUGGAUUGGGGAGUUAGAGAAGCACACAGACAUCACCGAAGACUAUGUGUGCGAAUACCGCGGAGGAAUGAAGGCUGUGGGGAUAGCAGCGCACCCCUAUGUGUUUGCAACCUACAGCCAAGUUGUCAAAGACUUCAAAGGCGGCAAUGGACCACUAUUCAAAAUUGAAUUCUUCCGUAUCAUACUUGAUGAAGGCGACAACAUCAAGAACCUCUACGGAAUGACCUCCAAAGCGUGUGCAGCAUUGAAGGCGAAACUGAAAUGGGUACUCUCGGGGACUCCUCUACGGAAUGGUGUGGACGAAUGUAUCCCAUACUUUCGAUUCCUCGGCAUUGAUUUCCACGAAGAGCUGACUGCCUUCACUAAGAGAUGGGGAGAUCCCGAAUCGAAUAGCAUGCGUGAUCGAACGAUGCAGAUCCUAGCUAAAAUAAUGCUUCGCCGAGAAUCUGGUCAAAUGUACAUAGGGCGACCAGUGUGCAAGCUGCCACAAUCGCAUCUCGAAGACAGAAUAGUUUCUAUUACAGAUGAAGAGAGAGCACUUUCUAGGUACGUGGGACUCGAAAAUGGAGAUGAAGAAAAAGACGAGAAUAGGAAGAAAGUAAAAGGUAGCUACACGAAAGCACUCAAACCAAGCUUCCGCCUACGGAUUAACUGGCUCCGACAAGCAGUCGAUCAUCCAUUCCUUCUAGAGAGAUGCAUCAAAGCCUUUAUGAAUCCAGAAGAAUUGAGGAACUUGAUCGCAGAGCUGGACAAAAUCGAGUCAUCUAAGAAGACAAAUGAGCACGGCACUCCAUCUUCAGAUCAAACUUCAAGCAUACAGCCAGGAGGGCUGAGCAUCUAUUCAAUCGCACUCGAAAUUGCACUCGACAUGAAAUAUCACAUUAGUGAUGUACUUCAGUCUAAGAACGAUAGCGAAAAUGAUGACUGCACUCAGUGCCCUUCCAAUGUUGGACGUCAAUCGCUCGAGUGCGGACAUAGUAUGUGUCGAGGUUGCUACGAGAAGUCAAUUGGCGAUGUAGCUACAAAAAGCAGAGCCCAUUUCAAGUGUGUCAUAUGCGGCAAAACUGUCGCUUCUAUCAAAACGGAGGACGAUGAUGACGAUAAACCUUCACUUCAAGAAGCGCCAAUGAAACUCAGAGACGAAGUUUUUCGAAUGCCAGAUGGUCGGAGGGUACUAGUAGAAGUGAGCAAUUACCAAAGGAAAGGGGAUGAUUUCAAUGAGAGACAACCGCAAUUGGAGCAAUCAAGUAGUCGUUGGCUCCACAAGUGCGACGAGAAGGGUCAAGUCACCGCAAGCACCAAGACCAUGGCUGCCGUCCAAACAGUCGAGGAAUGGCUGGAAAUAGCCCCAGGAGACAAGAUUGUGAUUUUCACAGAGUGGUAUGUCUCUGCUCAAGUUAUAGGGCGGCUGCUCAAUGAACGAAUUAGUGUGAAGGAUAGGGCAAAGAACCUUGAAGAUUUCAAGAUCAAGGGUAAUAUCAAAGUUAUGAUCAUGGGGGUGAAAGCUGGCAAUGUUGGUCUCAACAUCACCUGGGCCAACCGAAUGAUUAUAAUGAAUCCAUGGUGGAACCAAGGAUCUGAACUCCAAGCAUUUGGCCGUAUAAAACGCCACGGUCAGCAAAAAGAGACAUACCUAGUCUGUCUAUUUGCUAAAGAUACCAUCGACGAGCGAAUUCUUAAGUUACAGGGUGAAAAGAUGGCCGAUAUCAGAGAUGCGAUGAGCCAAGGGAGAAAGCCAAAACCGCUAUCACACGACGAGAAGUACUGGCUAUUGACAGACCUAGAUGCUCUAGAACCUUCAUUGGCCGGGUCUGGCAAGAAAGGCGAGGACAGUGAAGAUGACGUGGAUGAUACCGCUGCGUCAGAUCCUAAAGAUGGCGCUUAAUUCUACCCAGCUAGUACUGGAGCUGAUAGACUCG